AGGAAAAGCAGACAGGGUUUAGCGCCACAGCGUAUGGUGUCGCUGUUUCGAUGUUGCGAGCUUUGAGAAGGUGACGUCGAAGGCAGAGAAGUAGAAGAAGCACAAACGCGCGACAAAGCAGAAACAUGGGAGACAGCGACGACGAGUAUGACCGCAGGAGACGAGACAAAUUCAGACGGGAGCGAAGUGACUACGACCGAUCCAGAGAGAGAGAAGAGAGACGGAGAGAUGACUGGAACGACAGGGAGUGGGACAGAGGCAGAGAACGCCGUAGUCGUGGAGAAUACCGGGACUACGACCGGGGCCGUAGGGAGAGAUUUACUCCCCCCAGACAUGACAUCAGUCCUCAGCAGAAACGCAUGAGGAGAGACUGGGAUGAUCACGGUGGAGAUCCUUACCGUGGUGGAUAUGAUAUGGGUUAUGGUGGUGGUGUUGGCGGCGGCGGAGGUGGGCCAAGUUAUGGCCCCCCUCAGCAUUGGGGUCAUCCUGACAUACCCAUAAUGCAACCCCAUCAUGGAAUCCCUAUUCAGGCCAGGCUGGGAAACAUUCAUGACGUGGAUUUGGUUCAGCCGCCUCCUGUGAUGAAGACCUUCAAGGAGUUCCUGAUUUCCCUGGACGAUUCGGUGGAUGAGACGGAGGCCGUCAAACGCUACAACGAUUACAAGAUUGACUUCCGUCGACAGCAGAUGCAGGACUUCUUCUUGGCCCAUAAAAAUGAAGAGUGGUUCAGGUCUAAGUACCACCCAGAUCUGACCAGCAGACUUCAAGCAGAGGCCCAGACUUCUCUGUUCAACCGUCUGAAGGUUUUCCUGUUCCUGACUGAGAACGGCUGGUUUGACAACAUCCUCAUGGAUAUAGAGCAGGCUCCAGCCAUCAUCAAAAUUCUGGAUGCAGCUGUGAUAAAGAUGGAAGGAGGGACAGACCACGACCUUCGUAUCCUGGACAUGCCGUCAGAAGAAGAAGAAGACAGGGAGAAGUUGAUGUCUGUUACAGGUGGCGCCGAAGCUCAGAAAAGAGACGAUGUUAAGACUUUGGACGGAGAAAGAAAAUCCUCCAUGGAGAAGGACAAGAAUCACAAGGAGGCGCUGGAUUCAGCCAACAGAGAGAGAAGUGCAGGAGCAGAGGAGGAGGACGUGAAAGAGAAGACGGAAAAGGAAGCAGCCAAAGACGAGAAGCCUGAACCCAAGAAGCAGCAGAGGAGAAAGAGGAAACGCAGCGGAGACAGCGAUGAUGAUGCCAGCGCCUCGGAGAGCGAGUCUGAAUCCGACUUCAACUCUGACUCAAACUCUGUCUGCUCCGACAAACCUGUGAAGAAGGCAAAGGAGGAAGACGAGGAGGAGGAAGAGGAGGAGGAAGGUGAAGAGGAGAAACCAAAGGAGAACUGUGAGGAGGUGAAGAAAGAGGAGAAGAAGGUGAAGGACGACUCCCCCAGACCUCGGCCUCUGCAUCGGACCUGCUCUCUGUUCAUGAGGAGCAUCGCUCCCACCAUUUCCAAGGCUGAGAUUAUGGCUCUUUGUCAACGAUACCCAGGAUUCCUGCGAGUUUGUUUUUCUGAUCCUCAUCCAGAACGCAGGUUUUUCAGACGCUGCUGGGUCACAUUUGACCGCAGUGUGAAUAUAAAGGAAAUCUGCUGGAACCUUCAGAACAUGAGACUCCGUGACUGUGAACUGGCUCCAGUCGUCAACCGCGACCUGGUUCGCCGGGUACGAAACGUCAACGGCAUCACUCAACACAAGCAGGUCCUUCGCAACGACAUCAAGUUGGCGGCCAAACUCAUCCACGGUUUAGACGAGAAAGGACGUCUGUGGAGCAGCAAGCUGCGGGAGGAUCUGCAGAGCUCCGAGCUUCCGGCUCACAACCCCGUCCUGAAGAACAUCACAGACUACCUGAUCGAGGAGGUGAGCGCUGAGGAGGAGGAGCUGCUGGGAUCGGGGAGUGGCAUGGAACCUGAGGAGAACGCCAAGGAAGGGAACCAUGUAGAGAUGACCGUGGAGAAAGAUGAGAAAUUAGCCAAGGUCCUGGACCGGCUGAUCCUGUAUCUGCGUAUCGUUCACUCCAUCGACUACUACAACACCUGUGAAUACCCCAGUGAGGAUGAAAUGCCCAACCGCUGCGGCAUGAUCCACGUACGCGGCCCCGUCCCCCCGAACCGCAUCACACACGGAGAAGUGCAACAGUGGCAGAAGAUGAUGGAGGAUAAGCUGUCGUCGUUGGUUAGUUUAAAAGAAACUCUUUCUGAAGACGAAGCAGUGAAGAUGGGCCGAAAAGACCCAGAGGAGGAGGUGGAGAAGUUUGUCACGGCCAACACUCAGGAGCUGGGCAAGGACAAAUGGCUGUGUCCACUCAGUGGAAAGAAAUUUAAGGGCCCAGAGUUUGUACGGAAGCACAUCUUAAAUAAACACGGAGACAAAAUUGAAGAAGUGAAGAAGGAAGUUUCCUUCUUCAACAACUUCCUGAUGGACGCCAAGCGACCAUCUCUGCCUGAGAUCAAACUUCCUCUCCCAAGUCCUGGUCCAGCGUUGCUAUCUCCCAGCAUGCCUUUCGCUCCUCAGGCUCUUCAGGGUCCGGUGAACUUUGCGCAGCCUCGUCCUCAACCGACUCCUGUCUCCUCAGCUGGACCUCCGUACCCCCCCAACCAGUUUGGAGGAGGAAGAGGCAACUACGACAACUUCCGUGGCCAGGCGGGCUACCUGGGGAAGCCACGCAACCUCAGAAUGUCCAGGGGAGACCCACGCCACGUGAUUGAAUAUCGUGACCUGGACGCUCCAGAUGACAUGGAUUUCUUUUAGAGGCUUGGAGUUUUAUGUUGACUUUUUUUUUUUUUUUUCAACACUCGCUGUGUUCUGCUCCACUGCCUGAUUUUUUGUUUUCUUUUCUCAUGUGAUUUGUAAGAUUCUGCUGUAAUCUGCUUCUUAACAGUUUCUCCAAAUAAAGUCAUCAUUCAACCACACUGA
This is a messenger RNA of Cynoglossus semilaevis (tongue sole), 2954 nucleotides long. RefSeq names its product serrate RNA effector molecule homolog (Arabidopsis) (gene srrt). Lineage: Eukaryota; Metazoa; Chordata; Actinopteri; Pleuronectiformes; Cynoglossidae. The coding region runs from base 126 to 2789 and encodes 887 amino acids. Gene Ontology annotation, cellular component: nuclear body. Gene Ontology annotation, biological process: mRNA processing; primary miRNA processing. The transcript has 20 exons. The record is from RefSeq and is a predicted model, not a curated record.